Molecule: messenger RNA, 540 nt
Organism: Papilio xuthus (Asian swallowtail)
Lineage: Eukaryota; Metazoa; Arthropoda; Insecta; Lepidoptera; Papilionidae
Product: reticulon-4-interacting protein 1 homolog, mitochondrial-like
Exons: 3
Cellular component (GO): mitochondrion
Source: RefSeq, a predicted model, not a curated record
GUGACGGUGGGGUGUGCGGGCGAGGUGGGGGAGCGCGCGCUGGCGCUGGGCGCGGCGGCGGCGCUGGACCGACACGCCGCCGACUACGACCGCCAGCUGGAGGACCUCGGCCCGUACGACGCCAUCCUGGACUGCGCGGGGCUGGGCGGCGCGGCGGCCGGCACGCGCGCCUGGCGCUUCGGCCGCUACGUCACGCUGAGCCCGCCGCUGCUGCGCGAGACUGACCGCCGCGGCCUGCUGGCCGGCACCGCCGCCGCCGCGCUGCGCCUCGCCGCGCACUCGGCCGCCGCAGCGCGCGCUGCACCCCCCGCACCCACCGCACCCACCGCACCCACCGCACCCACCGCCCUGUGCCCGCCGCACGUGCGCUGGGCGUUCUUCUCGCCCUCCGCACACGAUCUGCAGCUGCUGCGUCGACUGGCCGACGCCGGCAAGUUCACCGUGGCGGUCGAGCGCGUGUUCCCGUGGUGGGCGGGGCGCGAGGCUUACGAGCGGGCGGCGGAGGGCGGCGCGCGCGGCAAGCUGCUGCUGCACAUGACC